Miscanthus lutarioriparius is the source of this 1746-nucleotide messenger RNA. NCBI's taxonomy places the organism in Eukaryota, Viridiplantae, Streptophyta, Magnoliopsida, Poales, Poaceae. The record is from the annotation of a GenBank genome assembly.
AUGUACCCCAUAUGGGCGGUAUCCUUACUGGCCCUCCUAUGCUGCGUGGACUCAGCCGCCGCGUCUGGCUCUGGCCUCGACAACAGGAGCCAGCUCUGGAAGAUGUUGUAUCAGCUCUGCCUCUACUUUGGAUAUGUUCUUUUGAUGCGCAUCUCAACCAUCUCCAGUGAUAUUGGUAACAUAGCCAUCUGCGUGUUGUCUGCCGUGACUUUCAUCAAGGGAUUUCAUAGGUCAAUGGCACUUGUGGUACCAAGUUCUAUGCGGAACAUGGUCAGAGACAUUCCAGAUUUCAAUCGAGAGUUUUCUUUCAGAGACCCUGAUGAAGAAAUCAGCUUGUUUGUGGACAUGCCGAUUGACGAAGUAAUGACAAUGUUCAAGCCAAGGUUUAGGACGUUUGAGAUGCGUGAGAUAGCUAUAGCUUGCAGGAGCAUUGAACCAGCAGCGAAGGCCAGCGCCCAGCCCUUGAUUCCAAACUAUGAGCGGGCGUUCAAGGUGGUUGAGAUUGAGUUGGCUUUCCUGUAUGACAUAUUGUACACCAGCAAUGCAUUCCUCGAUUACUACGAAGCGAGUAGUGCUAGCGUCUGGGCAUUUGCUUCGCUUACUGGGGUGCUGCAGUUGCUACGCUGCUGGACCUCAAACUGGGCGAGAGUUGCCUUUGCCUGUGAUUGCGCUAGGAAGAUUAGGGAUGUGGAGCUGGAGGACGACAAACCAUGGACGGCGAAGGAUGUGGUGGGGACGAUGAGCUGGGGAAUUAGGCUGAGGGCAUCUCUUAUCAGGAUUAAUUGGUCUGACAAACACCAAUACCUCUGGCAAAAUAAGCUCGGUCAGCAUUCUCUACUUGAAUCAAUCAGCUUGCCCGGUCCCGGUCACUGCCGUCGGUGGUUAUUCUGCGGAUACAUGGAGCGCGGCCAGACUCUUUUGCGCUGCAUUGGGUCGAGAAGUAAAUGUGGACUCCACCUGGAAGCCAUUGGUGAGUUCGUUAGUAAGAAGAUCGAGUCCAAUGGAGUGAGCAGUUGGGCUUCCUCCAAGGAUGGAAAUAAUGGACAGAGUAGCCUCCCACAAGAUAACCUUUGGGGAUAUGGUUAUAAUGACCGCUGGUUCCGAAGUGCUGCUAAAGAAUUGUCUAAUGAGUUUUACGUUUGUGUUCUGAUGUGGCACAUUGCAACGUGCUACUGUGAACUGGCGCAGCAGCGCGACGACCAAGCGCCAGGAUUACUCCCUGGGGGCUCUGACACUACAAAAAGAGCAAUGUACGCUGGAGUUAGGGAAGUGGCAAUUUGGAGCGUACACAAGUUUGCAGACAGGUUGCGGGCAAUGAGAGAGUUUGGCCAGGACGAGUUUAGGGAUCACUUUGUUUUUCGAAACAUUUGGCUUAGGCAAGACUUUGCUCAACCUGGGAUAACCAAUCUUGACGCCUACUAUGCCGGAUGCUUCAUCUAUGCGGCGGGUGUCAAGCUGGGGGAGGGACUCCACACAAGCAUGCCUGCUGCUGCUGAUCGGUGGAAAUUGCUGGCGGAAUUCUGGGUGAAGGCAUCGGUGUACGCAGCGCCGUCGGACAAGGUGGACGAGCACUUGCAGCAUCUGUCGCAGGGCGGUGAGCUCAUCACGCAUCUCUGGGCUCUGCUCUAUCACGCCGGCAUCCACAAGUGGCGCCUUGAUCCCAGGGCGUCAAGAUGGGGUGGGAUUACAUCUUUCGGAUUCGCUCUUGGGAGGACCUCGACUCGAAUCAUCAUCAUCAUCAGGUAG